Messenger RNA from Guillardia theta CCMP2712, 807 nucleotides. RefSeq lists its product as hypothetical. Lineage: Eukaryota; Cryptophyceae; Pyrenomonadales; Geminigeraceae. The annotation marks the transcript as partial. The record is from RefSeq and is a predicted model, not a curated record. Gene Ontology annotation, molecular function: glyoxylate reductase (NADPH) activity; NAD binding; hydroxypyruvate reductase [NAD(P)H] activity. Gene Ontology annotation, cellular component: cytosol. The transcript has a single exon.
CGCUUGACCAUCCUCUUCUGCGGUCGAGACUUUCCUCUCUCGCUGCAUGCCACGCGUUCGAGGAGGCCGACGUGGAACCUGCUGGCGUCGGAUCGAGCUGGGCUCGAGGAGGAGAUGGCGUCACACGCGGUGGAUGUGGUGGUUCCUCUCAUGACGAGGAUCGACGCGAGCCUGGUGGCGACAGCCAGCAGGUCUGGCGUGAAGCUGAUCCAUCAGUUCGGAGCAGGUCUCGAGGGGGUGGACAAGGACGCAGCCGAGCGGCAUGGCGUCGCUGUGAGGAACAUCCCCGCGGGCGAGUCAGCCAACGCCAUUUCUUCGGCAGAGCAUGCGAUCUAUCUGCUCAUGUCGAUCAUGAGGAACCCGAGGGCCAUGCGAGCAUCGCUCGAGGAGAGGCUGCUGGGCCUUCCGGCGGGGACAACCAUUCACUCCAAGAGAGCGCUGGUGGUCGGCUUCGGAGGGCUCGGCCAGGAGAUCACAAGGCGACUGACGUGCCUGGGAGCCGAUGUCGUCGCGUUUCGGUGCGGCGACUGGCCGGCAGGGGAUCGGGCGAUGGUGUCAGGAGCCGGCAGCUUCACCGUUUCGGGGCAAGCGGGACUGGUGGAGAUGGCGAGGGAUCGCGACAUUUUGAUUGUCUGCUGCCCGCUCUCUGCCAACACACUCAACCUCGUCGACCGCUCCGUGCUGCUCGCCCUCAACCCUGGUGCUUUCGUCGUAAACGUGGCAAGGGGAGGCAUCGUGAACCGCAAAGAGCUCUUAGAGCUUGUGAGAGCGAAGAGACUAGGAGGCAUCGGGCUGGACGUGUUUUGG